Messenger RNA from Paramecium primaurelia, 710 nucleotides. The record is from the annotation of a GenBank genome assembly. NCBI's taxonomy places the organism in Eukaryota, Ciliophora, Oligohymenophorea, Peniculida, Parameciidae.
AUUUAUGAGUUUAAAAAGGUAGGAUGGCAGAAAUCUCUUAUAAAUGAGAAAUAUUGAAUUUAAACUUGCCAUUGAUCUCUCUGUUGAUGGGUCUUGCUUAUAUAAAUAAGGAUUAACUGAAGUCAUUUGUUUAGUUUAGGGACCAAGAGCUGUAAAUUAUCAUUUUAUAUCAGAAAACAUAAUCAGAAUUAUUGAUAAUUGAAUAUUCUGUUUCACCAUUUAGUAACAUAGAAUCAAAAAGGAGUUCUAAAUUUGAUAAAGAUUAUUCAAUGUUUGCUGAAAAUCUUAAAGAGUCUUUUGAAAAUCUUAUCAUUUUAGAUGAAAAUGGAAAAUCAGAAAUUUCAAUUUCAGUUUGUGUUAUUUAAAAUGAUGGAAGUUCUAAAAGUGCUGUUUUUAAUGCAAUUACUUUAGCUUUAUUGGAUGCUGGUGUUUCUAUGAAAGAUUUUCUUGUAUCAGUCACAGUUGGUUUAGAUUAAGGCAAUUUAAUUGUAGAUUUAACUUAAGAAGAAAGUAAAACAGCUUAAGGAGAACUUACAAUAUCCUAUUAAUCUAGAAAAUAAAAAAUAGACUUUUAUGAAUUAAAAACAUUAAAAUUAUAAUAACAAGAAAUGGAUUAAUUAAGUAAAUUAGCAGUAUCUAAGGCAGAUGAAAUCUAUAAGUGGAUGAAAGAAGAAAUAUAUUAAAUAAAACAAAAAUAAAUAGAUUAAUGA